GCACUACUCAGCAUCGAACCGGAUGCAUAUCUCGCGAUGAGCAGCUAUCGCUCUCGAAAGGAUCAAAUGCUAUUUCACCGGCUACCUCUUUCAAUCCGACGGUAGCACGGAGCUGUAUUGGAUCUCGCCUCAGUGCUGAGACCUCAGACCUCAACUAACCUAAAACCAGCAGUGAUCAUGUCCAGGGGACCUCUUUCCGCGGCCGAUGGACCGCUGGUCUGGAUUGAUUGCGAGAUAACCGGUCUGGACCACGAAAAGGAGAGAAUCAUCGAGAUCGCCGUCAUCAUCACCGAUGGGGAACUCAACCCCGUAGACGAUGGGAUCGAAUACGUCAUCAGGACGGACAAGGAAGUACUGGAUGCGAUGGGCGAAUGGUGCGUCAAGACUCAUGGGGAAUCUGGCUUGACACAGGCCUGCAUUGACUCUCCUCAUUCGUACGAACAGGUCGAAGGUUACGUCUACGAGUACAUCAAGCGCUGGGUCCCUGACGUCCGGGUCGGCGUUCUAGCCGGUAGCUCAGUCCAUGCGGACGCUAGGUUCCUUUCAAAAGGCAUGCCCAGGGUGAUGCGGCAUCUCCAUUACCGAAUCGUCGAUGUCAGCUCUAUAAAGGAACUCGCCAGACGAUGGUACCCUGAAUCCCUCGAGCGCGCCGAAGUAGUUCAUCAGCGAGGUCCUCGUUCCGCUCAUCGCGCUCUGGAUGACAUCCGUGCCUCCAUCGAGGAACUCAAGAUAUAUCGCCAGAGCGUGUUCUUGACCAAGGAAGAGUUUGCCGUCAGGAACCAGUCGGCUGCAGUAGAGCAUACUCAAGCUGUAACUUCGGAUUCGUUUGUGGGGACUUGCAUAGGCUACAUUGGGGGAAUGCUUUAUGACCCACGAAGGUAUCCCGUUUUCGUGGGGUUGUGGUUGGCAGGAGAGACGGUCUUGUCCUCGCUCGUAAUCCGAUUCGUCUCCUAUACCAACAUCGACUACCUGGCAUACACGCAACAGGCAACCUUGUUUCUUUCACCUAAUAACGAACGCACCUAUUCCAAACUGGUCGGAGAUACGGGUCCGCUCGUCUAUCCAGCACUACACCUUUACAUCUAUUCCUUCUUGCACAAGAUGUUCCCCCGGGCCAGCUUGGUCGAUGUGGCCGGCUUUGUUCCGGGAACGAACUCGACGCUCAACGCACUGGAAGGGGGCGCAGGCAAGGGCACAGGCAAGGGCGAGAUCGGAGGUCCAGGCGGCUUGUUUCCGUUACAGAUUAUCUGGUUGGGACUCUACAUCGCGACGCUUUUCCUCAUCGCCAUCAUCUCCGGCCAGGCGGAUAGCUACGUGCAGUCUCGCCGCGCGCCUUCAGCUCGAUGGAUCACUUCGCCUUGGGCUCUCGUUGACAGGUUAAUGAACGGACCUGCACCGUUACCCUUGUUACUGGGAGCGCUCUCCUUGAGCUUGAGGUUACACUCUAUCUAUGUGUUGAGGCUCUUCAAUGAUCCCAUUGCGAUGCUACCGCUUUAUUCAAGCGUAUGGCUGUUCACUAAGAAGAAGUGGAAGCUCGGCUCGAUCGUCUAUUCCCUCGCGCUGGGGGUCAAGAUGAACAUCCUGCUCUUCUUGCCGGGACUCUUGGUCCUUCUGUUCCAAUAUCAAGGAAUCGCUCACGGAGCGAUCUGUGGUGGUCUGAUCCUAGCGGUCCAGAUCGCUCUAGCAGCCCCAUUCUUGACCUCUCCGGAUCUUGCUAAGGACUAUUUUACCUCGGCAUUCGACCUGUCGCGAGCUUUCUUGUUCAAGUGGAGCGUCAAUUGGAACUUCGUCGGACAGGAGACGUUCGAUUCGGGUGGUUUCAAGCGGGUCUUGUUGUUAGGCCAUGUGACUACCUUGGUGCUAUUCGCUUGGUUCAAAUGGAGCGGGAAUGUAAAAGGUGGAACCGCGGCAGUCUUGAGGAGAGGGAUCUUGGGAUCGUGGUGGCACGCGCCCGUUUACCAGGGUCCGGAAAGCGCUUAUCAUAUCCCCCUUGUGCUGUUCACGUCGAACCUGAUCGGGAUCACCUUUGCGCGAUCGUUGCAUUACCAGUUCUUUAGCUGGUACGCGCAUCAGAUGCCGUUCUUGCUCUGGGCCCAGGGAUGUCCGAUCUGGAUGGUCAUGCUUGUUUGGAGCGGGAUAUGUAACGCCUGGAACGUGUUUCCGCCGAGCAAGUUGAUGUCGUUCUCGCUCUUUUGCGUUCACGUCGGGACCUUGAUAGGGGUCUGGAGGGGAGGCUACAGGGUUCUACAUAGGGCCUCAGUGGACACCAAGCAGUCGUAGAGGUUCUGGACGAUAGCAAGCGACCGUAUGUACAGGUAGGUAGAGAUAGAUGAGCGCAUUACCAUUUGUGGCGGAAGACGAGACGGAAUCUUUGCGCUUCGUUU
Molecule: messenger RNA, 2384 nt
Organism: Filobasidium floriforme
Lineage: Eukaryota; Fungi; Basidiomycota; Tremellomycetes; Filobasidiales; Filobasidiaceae
Product: ALG3 protein-domain-containing protein
Exons: 17
Coding region: 178-2280 (700 amino acids)
Cellular component (GO): endoplasmic reticulum
Molecular function (GO): dol-P-Man:Man(5)GlcNAc(2)-PP-Dol alpha-1,3-mannosyltransferase activity; nucleic acid binding; 3'-5'-RNA exonuclease activity
Source: RefSeq, a predicted model, not a curated record